GCAGGUUACACGGAUAGUGUUUACGUUUCUUUUUUUCCUUCAUUGUCAGAUCAUACUCAAAUGCCUUCUUAAAACGUUAUAACAAAAAAAAAAACAGUACGUUAAGACAAAAGAUGAGUGAAUGUUUAAUGUGCAGUGGCUUUCAGUCAACUUCAGUAAGGAGUGAAGGGCACACUGCUUACUGUCAUGUGUUUGGAAGUCACUAUCAAGAGAGCUUAGUCAAGCUGAUAUGGAAAUAUUUGGAUUUGGAUCCGCAUCAUAAAUUGCUCUACAUGGGAGAAGAUGGGGAACACCUGAUUCCAGCCCUGGAGAAGACUUUGGUACUUUUACAUCCAGUGUUGUGGGGAGAGACUGCUGAUCCCAAAGAGAUUAACAGUGACAUCGAAGGGUUACAACACCUAAAGAAAGGCAGUUUUGACAAGGCUUUGCUUGUCAAUGCCUUGCCGUAUUUAGAGAGCCCAUCGCAGAUGUUCAAAAAAGUCUUCAGUUUACUGAGUAAGUCUGGUGCAGCUCUCCUGAUUCACCGUCCUGCACCGGUGACAACGCUUCCUUUCUUCAGGAAAGCCAAAGACAAGAUGGGAGAACAGGAUUAUCCCUUUGAGAAAAUCUUUGAGAGUCUGAGGUUAGUUGAAGCCGAGCUGGAGUGGGAACUAGAAUCUGUUCCAGUAAAAAUGAGAAAGGAAGAAUGGCUUUCUUUGCUGGGAAGGAAGUGUGUGCCCAUGCUGCAGUGUCUAAGUGGUCAGGAUAUUACUACGGGACUACAGGAGCUAAGAGAAGGGUGCCUCAAAUACUCUGAGGACACUCUGUGCUUUGAGGACACACUGCUGUUCAUCGUCGCUCACAAAGGGCAAGCGAGCCGCGCUGUGGGUCCCGUAAUCCAGCGCUCCGGUCGGACUCACCUGCUUGCUCACGGGCCUGAGGAUGUGACGUAUAGAUUACCGCUGGCUGAAGACAUGGUCAAAUACCUGAGGUCACCCCUCCAAGCACAUCUAUCAUCUUAAAGGUCCGUUUAAUAUGUAAACAAAUUACUUUUACUAUUUUACUUCAUCAAUAAAAUAAUAAAAACACGUACCCCUUUUUGUGGUUCUGUGGCAUUACAGGGCUUCUUUGACAGUGAAUGUAAUUGAAAAGGGCAAAGGUUAAAUAUUAUAUGUUUCUACCACAUUUCACGAAUUGAAAGAAACUAUUGCUGCACAGACAAUAUAAUUUAUAAAUCGAUGGCUGAUUGAAUUACUCAUAUUUUUCGACGCAUUCUGCGAUAUGUAUUACUCAUAGAAACCAGACAGUCUGGAUACUAAUAAAACAGCAAUUAACUGCAGUGCUUUCUGACUGAAGUGAAUGGGUAUUGACCUUUGUUUGACAGCCUGUUGGGUUAAAGUGUUUAGACAAAUGAAUUCACUGUAGUCACAGUAGUCUUUUAUAAUGAUUAGCUCAUUCUGUCUGCUUUCCUUAACCUUUUUAUUCCGCAGCAAAGGAAACUAUACUUUUGUAUGAUCCUGUCCAAGAACACCUGGUGUUGUAAAUGUUGCAUAAGUGAUAAAUAACACCCGUUCAGUCUCUGUUUCACUCUAAUAAAAAUGAAAUUGCUUCAAACUUGCCAUGUCUAAAUUAACCAAGGUCCAGCAGUGCACUGAACAAUACACAUCGUAGUCAUUCGUUCAGA
Molecule: messenger RNA, 1663 nt
Organism: Lepisosteus oculatus (spotted gar)
Lineage: Eukaryota; Metazoa; Chordata; Actinopteri; Semionotiformes; Lepisosteidae
Source: RefSeq, a predicted model, not a curated record